This is a messenger RNA of Echinococcus granulosus, 93 nucleotides long. RefSeq lists its product as hypothetical. The transcript is spliced from 2 exons. The record is from RefSeq and is a predicted model, not a curated record. Bases 1 to 93 code for a protein of 30 amino acids. Lineage: Eukaryota; Metazoa; Platyhelminthes; Cestoda; Cyclophyllidea; Taeniidae.
AUGGAGAAGAGCGCUCAGACGGAGAGCAAUAGCGAUCUCGCCUUUUGUUCUAACAGAGAAAGUACAGAGGGCGUGAUAGCGCCUAGUCAGUAA